CACAGACUGCCUGACUUUGUCAGCGCGUAACUCCGCCCUGGCUAACUUGAGCGAAGAAGGAAGAGAUGAUCCGGGCACGCUCCAUACCGAGAGCCAGUUCCCGGAGGGGAAACGCUGCUUAGGAGACCCCUCGCCUGGCCCCGGGCGCCUACCGGCGGCAUUCCCAGACGGGGAAACAAGAAGAUUGAAGAUUUUAUCUUUAUGAAUUGCUGGACUGCCCCACAAGCUGAAAACAUGUCAUUGGAGGAUAUCCAGAUGAAUUCUGCAGACCUUUUAGAAAAAGCACAACUGGAUGCAGGUGGAUUCGGAAUGGUUUCCUUAUGCUAUCACAAGAGAUAUGGGCUUGUGGUAUUAAAAACGGUGUACACCGGACCAAAGCGCACAGAAUGUAACACUUCACUUCUAGAAGAAGGCAAAAUUAUGCAAAAACUGAAUCAUAACCGUGUGGUGAAGCUACUAGGUGUCAUUCUGGAAGAUGGUAACUACUCACUCGUGAUGGAAUAUGUGCACAAAGGAAACCUGAUGAGAGUUCUAAAGGCAACCAAAAUUCCCUUGACUGUGAAAGGACGAUUCAUCUUGGAGAUCAUUGAAGGAAUGCUUUACUUAAGUGAACAGGGCUUAGUGCACAAAGACUUAAAGCCAGAAAAUAUUCUUGUAGAUGAGGACUUUCACAUCAAGAUAGCAGACCUUGGUGUAGCCUGCUUCAAAAACUGGAGCCGGCUGACUAAAGAGGAGACCAGCCGACAGAGGAAACUGAAGUGCAACUCCAAGAGCAAUGCAGGCACCCUUUUCUACAUGGCUCCGGAGCACCUGCAAUCUAUUAAUAUCACACCUGUGGAAAAAUCAGACGUUUACAGCUUUGGCAUAGUAUUAUGGGCUAUUUUUGCUAACAAAGAACCAUAUGAGAAUGCUGCAAAUGAUGAGCAUGUAUACUUCUGUGUCAUGCAAGGGAACAGGCCACUUAUAGAAGAAAUCAAUGAAAGUUGCCCAGAGAAGAUCAUUUCUUUAAUGGAACAUUCUUGGAGUCAAAACCCAGAGGAUCGGCCAUCCUUUGCAGAAAUCAAUAUGACAUACAAGCCAUUUUACCACCAACACUUUCAAAAAUAUGUGGAAGAUGAUGUGGAAAAUAUAAAAAAAGUGUACCCUGAACCAAAUGAACUUGUCAAAAGGAUGCAGUCUCUCCAAGUCGAUGCUGUGGCAGAACCGCCAAGUAGCACACGGAUAGAUCUGCCCAGUUCUCUACAUAGUUCUCAGGAUCUUGAAGCCAACACUGUGGAUGAAGCCUUGUUUGCACCUUAUCCAGAAAAUGAGCCUGUAGAGAGCUGUGAAACAUCCUUUGAGCCCCAUUCUGUGAACCUGGACAGAAAACUACAGGAGGAACUGAACUAUCACCUGUACGGCAGCCGAAUGGACAAACCAGAAGGCCCUUCUGUGGUAUACAGUGUUGAAAUGCAAGAGGCAGAAAGGAGAAGGAGGGUUUCUCAUGACCCCUUCGUAAAAGCACAUGCUACCCCACAGGUACAAGUGUCAUACUUGAAAGCUGCAAACCCCAGAACAAACAUCAGUCAUCAUAAUGUGAUCAACAGUGUUGAAGCCCAUUACAAACACCCAAGGCAACAGUCACCAGGUGGAGCACUAUCAGAAAGGGAGAAUGUGUCAUACAAUCCUGAUAAUUUGUAUGGGGUGAGACCUGUGGAUCUCACAUCUGUGAGUGCAGAGGCUAUGUAUGGAUCACAUUCAGCUAAUAUUCUUAACUUCAGUAAACGGCCUGUGCCUGAAUCUGGUAUGGAUCAUCGAUCAAAGCCUCCAACGCCACAUUACAUCCCCAAAAGCCAAAACAUGGAAACUGGUCCACUGGAGUCUGAUCCUUUUAUGAAGGCAAACUUUGCGCAGAUUUCUCCUACACACAGAAAAAGCACAGAAGAAUCUGCACAGUUCAACAUAGUUAACAGCAGUGGAAUUCAAAUAGGGCCCUACAACUAUUUGGCAAUAAAUGAUCAAAAUUUCUAUAUAGGCAAUUAUCCAGCAAAUACUCACUACACAGAUUACCAGAAGCUGUUUGAUAGUACUGCUGCCAUUUCUGAUGUACACCUGAACGUUGUCAGAGACAGCUUGGCUAAACAGUGGAAACACUGUGCCCGUAAGUUGGGUUUCAGUGACCCCGAGCUGGAUGAAAUUGACCAUGACUACGAACGGGAUGGACUCAAAGAAAAAGUUUACCAGAUGUUCCAGAGGUGGCAGAUGAAGGAAGGCAGCAAAGGGACAACUGUGGGAAAGCUAGCAAAAGCCCUUUUUGCUUGCCGGAGGAUCGACCUCCUCAAUAGCCUUUUAAAAAUAAGCCAGGAAUCUUAAAUGAGGAACAGGAGGAUUCUGCUAACUUGGAAGAAGUUUUCUACAGGAAACAUGUUUUGCUUUACAGUAUUUUUAUAGCCAUUAUAAAUAUCCUGCUGCCAGAAUAAGACUUCAAGUACCAGCAGAAAAAGGAAUGUAGAUUUUUGUUAGUCACAUUUCUCUUUUAAUAGGUGUCACAUCUUCCUGAACAAUGCUAAGAAAUGUAAAGGAUUGGAAUGUGUAUUUUUAGAAUGAAUUGACAGAGUGUGAAUGUAUUUGUAUAAUUUUAAUUAAAAAAUAUAAAUGGACGUAAGUCUACAUUGACAA
This is a messenger RNA of Eublepharis macularius, 2658 nucleotides long. RefSeq names its product receptor interacting serine/threonine kinase 1 (gene RIPK1). Bases 202 to 2352 code for a protein of 716 amino acids. NCBI's taxonomy places the organism in Eukaryota, Metazoa, Chordata, Lepidosauria, Squamata, Eublepharidae. The transcript is spliced from 12 exons. Gene Ontology annotation, biological process: signal transduction; protein phosphorylation. The record is from RefSeq and is a predicted model, not a curated record. Gene Ontology annotation, molecular function: protein binding; JUN kinase kinase kinase activity; ATP binding.